Molecule: messenger RNA, 1841 nt
Organism: Pterocles gutturalis (yellow-throated sandgrouse)
Lineage: Eukaryota; Metazoa; Chordata; Aves; Pterocliformes; Pteroclidae
Product: chromosome unknown open reading frame, human C18orf63
Exons: 9
Source: RefSeq, a predicted model, not a curated record
GAAAAGAUUUUUUGUCUCGUUCAGGAAGGCAAAAUGCUGUUGUUAUGGACCUCAAUGUAUCAGAGAGACAGCUUUGCAUCAGUGUGGAGGCUUGCUCAAUUCGGUUGCCACUGCCUGAGCUGGGAGAUUUUGAUAUUUCUGUCAACACCUUAAAGCUGUUUGACAGCAAUGAAAAUACAGUUAUUCACCAACAUUACAUAUUAAGUAACUGGUGCUAUGUUUUGCCAAGCAUGAAAAUGGGUCAGAUCAUAAACAUCAGCCACAUAAUUCCUCCAGAAUCUCCUUUCCGUUCAUAUAAAGAAUUGCAGAUGCACUGGAAGAAUCUGUAUGGAUAUAUUCUUCCAGAAGAUCUCGAAGAGACAAAAAUAUACUGCAGUGUCUACUUCAAACCAAUUGAGGAAAGGUUUUUUACGUACCCUUUAAGUUGCAUUCGAAGUCAGCCGGUGCAGUAUUUCCCUAGAACAGAUUCAGAAAGUGUGUUGAACUCUUUUAUUUCUGACAUGAAGCGUAAUCUUUCACAUCUAUGUGGAUUUCCAGUAAAGAUGACAAGUAAAGCGCUUUAUGCUACACAGGAACUCUCCAGGGCUCUGGAAAUAAAAUCUAAGGAUAUUAAAUUGGCCGGUGAGAUGGUUUGUGUAGUUUCUCUAACGCAGGCUCCCCCAAGGAAACAGACUUUGCCUGGAAUUUCUUCACCGUGCAGUAUGGAAAACAGCCACUGGAUGGAGCGUUUGAACAAAGAGCCAGAAACACCUGCUUUUUUGAGUAGUAGUAAGGGUGCAGAAAAGGUCAGCAUUGAAGCAACAGCUAAAUCAAUGAAUAGUAGACAAAUACCAGGAGUACCAGAGUUACCAGCUGUGAAAUCUUUAGGAAUGCCUGUAAAUUCAGCCUUUGAACUCCCUCCCCAAAAAGUCAGCAAAAUUAUACCAAUUUUCAAAGGAAGGUUGAUGCAAAUGAAUGGGAAGAACACAAAUCAAAUUGAUGGGAAGAAAAGAGAAAAUGCUGGAAGACAUUCACCAGUAAAAAUUAUGGAUGUUUCAUCUUCUAUGCUGAGUGCGUGCAAAUUCAGCAUAACUCAGGUUUACAAACCCGUUCAAAAUAUGUCAGUCAAAAAUCCUACUCAUAGCAGCAUACUUAAGGUAAUGAAUGUGAAAACAAAUGCACAACCUGAUAUACCCAUAUUUCGAUGGAAAACAGAGUCUGGUGGACAAAUGGCUAAUUCUCAUUUUUCUGGUAACUCAGCUUCGCAUAGGAAUUCGAGUGAAGUCAAUCACAAAAAGACAAAUUCUCCUUCCUUUGUUAAGAAUGUUGGGUCAGUGCUUCAGAAAUCGAACAUCAGUCUGAGUCUGAAUACAUAUCCAUCUCCUACUUACAGUGCAAGAAGGGGAAAAAAGUUUGCAAGUCAAAAUACCUCUCAAGUUCUUGAGAAACAACACCAGUCAAAGAAAGUACCUUUGCAAAUUGGUAAAUUAGACAAUGAAAUGACAAACCUUGGUUUAUCACAGCAACAAACAAAGACAUCAAAUGAAGGAGCAGGGUUAAAUAUUCAUGAAUCUGUCUUAAAUUAUACAACGUGCAUCACCAAAAAUGAAGAAAAUAAAGCAGCUUGCCAUUCUAAGGACUGCAUUGCUAAAACAACCAGUUGUCAUUCAAAAUCUAACUUUGAACAGAUGAUUACAGGGAACAAGUAUCUGACAUUUGAAACACUGACCUCAAAACCGACUUCCUCAAUCCAGGAGAGCAACCUGAAAGCAUCUGUAAAGAAAGGUUGUGCCAGAAGAAGACAGAAGGAAGAAGAUUAUUCGAAGUUAAAGAAAGCCAAAAGAAGUAAGCCUUCUAUUUAA